Messenger RNA from Frieseomelitta varia, 5713 nucleotides. RefSeq names its product tuberin (gene gig). Gene Ontology annotation, cellular component: nucleus; TSC1-TSC2 complex; cytoplasm. Gene Ontology annotation, molecular function: GTPase activator activity. The coding region runs from base 130 to 5610 and encodes 1826 amino acids. Gene Ontology annotation, biological process: negative regulation of TOR signaling; negative regulation of Wnt signaling pathway; negative regulation of phosphatidylinositol 3-kinase/protein kinase B signal transduction. The transcript is spliced from 29 exons. The record is from RefSeq and is a predicted model, not a curated record. Lineage: Eukaryota; Metazoa; Arthropoda; Insecta; Hymenoptera; Apidae.
CAUCUCUCUUUACGCGGUGCAUCUCACUGACAUUUCUCUGUUGAGAUUUACUUUUAAUAUGCCUACUACUAUUACUUGUUACAGCCCUUUCUGGAUAUCUUAGUGUUUACCUUUAGUUCGUAAAAUAAAAUGUCGAAAAUGAGUUCCAAAGAUAAAGAUAAUAAAACGUUACAUGAUAAAUUGAAACAAUUCUUUCGCAUUAAUAAAGGAAAUUAUAAAAAUCGUGAAGACUUUACAUUAACUCAUGAUCUUGAGAAAGAAAUUAGUCCUGAAAGUCCUGUGCACCAUCGUACGAAAGCAAUUAAAGAUCUGUGUGAUGCAGUUCUUAAUCAACAAUGGGAAGAUAAAGCAGCUGAAAGAUUAUGGUAUUUAGUACAAGAUCUUUUAGAAAAGGAUGUGCCCCGUGAACAUAGGCAUGUGACAUUAAAUUUUCUACGAUGUCUUGUUCAAGGCCAAUAUUCUAAAUUAUCUUCUCUUAUGAGAGUAAAGUUUUUUAUGGUUGUUAAGGAACAUAAUAUUCCUGAAGAUAUUGGGCCUAGAUUAGAACUUCUACAAAGCUUGACAGAAAAUGGAAAAGAUAUAUUACACUUAGAGGAAAGAAUGGGACCUUUCUUAUUAGAUUGGAUGCCUGUUGUAACAGUAGGAGAUGGAAAAAGAGGGGCCGAGUUUUUAUCACUUCUUGUUAAUGUCAUAAAAUUUAACUCGGCUUAUAUUGAUGAAGAUAUUAUAUCAGGCCUUGUUCAAUAUAUUUGCCAUCUAUGUUAUUGUAGCAAUAUCAGUGAAGUUGUUUCUGGAUGCUUAGAGGCUUUAGAUGCAAUUGUUUGUUACAGUAAUUUACAGUCUGAUUCAUUACAAACUUUUAUCAUUGCAUUAUGUGGAAGUGUUAAUGUUGAAACAUACUGUCAAAUAAGUUGGAAGAUAAUGCGUAACUUAUUAGGUACACAUAUGGGUCAUUCUGCACUAUAUACAAUGUGUCGUUUGCUACAAGAUACAAAUUUUCAGAGAGAUGUUCGUUUACUUAGAGGUGCAGUAUUUUAUGUAAAUAUGGGUCUUUGGGGGACUCAUAAAAUUCCAAAAUUAGAAUGUACUCCUACAUCAGUUUUACCCUCAUUUUAUCAAGCUUUAAAAUGUAAUCAUCCAAUUGUUAUGUAUGAAGUAACAUUAUCAAUUCAAAGAUUAGUAAAUAAAUAUGGUGCUGAGUUAUGGGACCCUACAUGGAGUAUUAUUCUUGAUAUUAUUGAAGAAGUUAUUUCUCAUACAGAAACCAGUAAUCAACCUGCAACUAGACAAGUCUCAGUGAAUUUACAUGAAACAAUAAAUAGCAUUGAAAAUUUAUUGGAUAGUAACCAUUAUAAUGGUUGUGUUCAACGAUUUUAUGAUCUCGUUGAACGAUGUAGUGAUGCAAGACCUGAAGGUUCCGUUUUGAAAUUAAUUGAAUAUCGAGCACGAACUAUAGGACCUACACAUUAUCAAUGGCAAUCUAAAUUAGCAAAUUUGAUGGAACGUUAUUAUAAAAUUGAAACACGUACUAAUGUUAGAAUGAAAGUUCUUGAUGUUUUAACAAAUGUCGUUCAAGUUAAUAGAUCGAGAUAUGAAGACGAAUUAAUUGAGCGAAUAAUUGUGCCAUAUUUUCAACACGUUGAUAUGGAUUCAGAUAUUACAAUUCGUAAUGGUGUUGCACAUUUACUUGUUGAUCUUUGUCUUGAAUGUGAUACAAAAAGAUGUUUAGAACUUUUAGAUAUAUUGGAGAAGGUAAUCAACAAGCCCUUCAUUUCUGAUGCUCCAGUUACAAAAGAUAGUGAUAUUAAAGAUGUAAAGACUGCAGUUGUUGGUGUGAUGAAAAUAUUAACAUCAAAAAUUUAUUAUUUACCAUCAAGUCAUGCCAUACGUGCUUAUAAAGUUUUAGUGAAUCAUUUGGAACAGCAUUAUAAAGAACCAACUGUCUUCCAUGAUAUUUCUACAAUUCGAUACUUGAUUUUUGAAUGCUUUUUAAAAAUUAGAGCGAAUACGCUUUAUCAUCUUGGAUUUCUGGAUACUCAAAAUUCAUCCGUAAUAAAGUUCAGUCCAUAUUUAGUUUUAGAACAUGCAACGACUGAACGAAUGAAUAGUGGAGGAGGUGGCAACAGUCCUCCACCAGUUAGUCCAGCUCCAUUACAGCACUUAUCUUGUCAAAUUACUCAUAUGUCAUUGGCACAUGCAUGCAAAGCUGUUAUUUCUUGUAUUAUAUCGGAAAAAGAUUGGAAAGUUUUGCAACUUGUAUUAAAAGAAUUGCCCCAAGUAAUGCAAAACAGAGCAUUAAUAUUAUCACGACAUUCAAAUGACAUUGACUACUUUGCAACUGCACUUUGUUCAAUGGUCAGUGAUAAGAGUUUGAGACUUCCAGAGUCUCUCUACAAUGUUCCUCCAAAAUUUACCCUUUCAGAAUUUCGCGUUCAUGUUUUCCCAGUAUUAGCAUCAUUAGCUUCAUAUCAUGCACAUUUGGAGCCCAAUUUACAACAGCGUUUGAUAAAAUGUUUAGAGGUUGGUUUAACAGCAAAGUGUGCAAGUCAGUGUGUUACUAGUCUUACAACUUGUAUUUUAGAGAUGCGUGAUGCGAUGAACAAACUUCUAUCUGAAGUACUUUUAAAUUUGUCAAAAAUUUCAGCAACAGUACAUAUAGCUAUACCAAUUUUGGAAUUUCUCUCUACUCUUACUAGACUUCCAAAAGUUUUUGCAAGUUUUAUUGGAGAUCAGUACAUGUCAGUUUUUGCAAUUUUAUUGCCAUAUACAAAUCCUUUCAAAUAUGAUCAUUAUACAGUAUCCUUAGCACAUCACGUAAUUGCUGUAUGGUUUUUGAAAUGCCGACUACCAUUUCGUAGAGAUUUUGUUAGAUUUAUUACUACAGGUUUGAAGGCUAAUGUAAUAGUUCCCUUUGAAGAGGGACAUUUGAUGAAGUCAGAUUUUAAUUUCAUAAAUGAAGAUUCUUCAAAUAGGAAACGUAGCUCAAGUUUGACAGAGCAGGGUAGUAGAGGUAGAAGAGAAAGGCCUAUAAUGGCUAAUCGCAUGAUAGGAGAUAAUAAAGUUUCAGAUUUAAAGCCUCCAAUUGAUGAGGCUUUAAUGACUUUUCAUGUAGAGCUUACUGAAACUUGUAUCGAUCUUAUGGCCCGGUAUACAUUUUCAACUUAUUCAGCUCGGCCUAAAAGACUAUCAGCUGCCGAUUUUUUACUUAAAGAAGGCCAAUCAAUGACAUGGUUGCUUGGUAAUAAGCUUAUUACAGUAACAACAAGUGGUUGUAGCAAUAAAGCAAUGCGAAAUGGACUUUGUGAUAACUGUUGGGUUGUGUGUAAACCUGGCCCUCAAUCUCCUGAACAUUCGAAAACAUCUCAAUCAACUUUAAGACGAGCAUCGAGCACAGAGACAGCAAAAGAGGACAAAUUAUCUAGACAAUCUUCUGGAGGUCAUGGUAGCUCUACUGCAAAUACAGCUGCAAAUUCCCCAACAGAGGAAUCAAAGAAAACAUCGGAAGAUUUAGAUCCAAUAAAAAAAGAUCAUCCUACCGAAAAAGUAAAUAAAGACCAAGCAGAAUUAUCGAAAUUAGAACAAAUACUUAAUAGUGAAAAACAAGAAGAACACGUUCUUUGUGCUUGUUGGUGUCAGGGUUGGGCUGAAAUAUACGUGCGUAGACCUACAGGCGACAUGUCUUGGAUAAUGAGAAUUCAGAAUUCUAUGCAAUUUGAAACAAAUGUAGAUUUUCCUGUGUACGAUAUAAUGGCUUUAUAUAGACCAAAUCAAGAUUUAAUGCAAAAGCAGCCAGAAUCUACAUUCGAAUGUUCUGGGGAUGAAGCAGAGGACACUGCGGAUAAAAAUAUAGAUCAAGUACGAAGUGAUUACAACAUGAAGUCUGUGAUAUCUUCUGUAUCAUCGGGUCCAAUUGCAAUACCCGGUUCACCGGCUCGACCGAGUCCUUCGAGGCAAAGUUCUCGUGAUAGUUUAGAAAGUUUAGAGGAUGGUGAAGAUGAUUUACGUCGUUCUCGAAAUCCUGUACGCAGAUCAAAUUCUAGUCCCGAAAUGAGUGCUAAUUGGAAAAAUCCAUUCUUGAAUAAAGAAAAACAAAAUUUGCAGCAAAUAGAUCGAGAUCUUUCAUCAGCAGACAUUGAAGUUAAACUUGAUGCUGAAUUAAAAAAACCUGCAAAAACCACAUACGCAAAAGAUAUGAGAGUUAGUUGUGAAGCUAUACCAGAAGAAAUGUUUGGUAUGGGUACAACACCUCCGUCAGAAAAUACAUCAGAUCAUCCAACUGCAUUACGAUCUCAACGUUCUUAUCCGGGCGCAACACAAGUCACUCAAAUUAUUACGACUACUACUAGCAAUACUGUUCCUCCAUCACCUACUACCAUACAGGGUCAAGGAAACUUUUUAGGAGUACAGGGACGCGCAACACAAAUUCAAUCGUCUAUUGCAAAGCCUCCACAAUCACCUACACAAAUUUAUCCUCGUUUAUCUAGUCUUGAUUCUGGUCAAAAACAAAUGCCAUUAGGAUCAGAUAGUAAACCACCUAUUGGACGCAAUCAUCUAGCAGAUAAGCAAAAGGAUGAGAAACCUGAUCCUUCUAUGUUACCUCCUUUACCGUUACCUUUUCGUGAUAGAGGUCAUACGAUUUCUGUAAUGAGUCCUGUAAAAAAAUCCCGGGAGUGGGAUAAUAUUCGUAGAGGAAAUUCACCACGAGUGAAAGAAACACCUAAAACUAGUAUCAAUCCGAGUUUUGUGUUUUUGCAACUGUAUCAUACAGCACAUUUUGGUUCACCUUCAGAAAAACCUUUAUUGGUUCCACAGACAACGGCUGUACAAAGAGCAGUGACAAAUUUAGAUAGAAUACAACCAUAUGAAACGCAUAAAAUUGGAGUUCUUUAUGUUGGUCCAGGACAAGCUUCUAAUGAAAUUGAAAUUUUAGCUAAUCAACAUGGAUCACUUAGGUAUACAGAAUUCUUACAACGAUUAGGGACCUUAGUCCGAUUGAAGGACGUUGAUGAAGGUGUAUUUUUGGGAGGUUUAGAUCGUAAUGGUGAAAACGGAAACUUCGCAUAUAUUUGGCAAGACGAUGUUACACAGGUGGCAUUUCAUGUUGCUACAUUAAUGCCAACAAAACUAAGUGAUCCAAAAUGUACAUCUAAAAAGCAACAUAUUGGAAAUAACUAUGUUACUGUAGUUUAUAAUGAAUCUGGAGAGCCAUACAACAUACAAACUGUAAAAGGACAAUUUAAUUAUGCAUGUGUUGUGAUUCAACCCCUAGAUCAUGGUACUAAUCAAGUUACAGUUCAAGUAAAAGAAGAAUUAGCUAAACAUAUUCGACACAGUGAGCCAAAAAUUAUUUCUGAUCAAAAUUUAGCUAUUUUAUCUCGACAAUUAGCUCUUCAUGCCAAUCUUGCUUCGAUGGUUUCCUCAUCAUUAGAACAAAAUAGUCACAAUCCAUAUGCUUCUAAUUGGUUAGAACGUUUACGACAUAUUAAACGACUUCGGAAUCGUGUGUUGCAAGAAUCAAUAAAUAACAAUCCAGAUAGAACAACUGAUGACUUAUCACCAAGGUCGAACAAACGUAUUUAUAUGGAUGAUUUUACUGAAUAUACUACAUGAUUUAAUUUUAAUAAAAAAUUAUUUAAUAAUUAUCAUUGAAAUAAUCUAUAUUUGUUAUAAACAUAUUUAUAUAUUGAUGUAAUAAUUAAGUAUUAUUUCUGUA